Echinostoma caproni is the source of this 1641-nucleotide messenger RNA. The record is from the annotation of a GenBank genome assembly. NCBI's taxonomy places the organism in Eukaryota, Metazoa, Platyhelminthes, Trematoda, Plagiorchiida, Echinostomatidae.
AUGCUGACGGUCAGGCUCGUGUGGUCGUUGGCGACUUUGGUCUAUCCCGUCCAAUGCCUGCCGGUCGAACCGAUUGGACCAACUCGUUCGGGCCGCNCGCAUGUGAUUGAUACGGCAAACCGUCAGAUAUGUGCACCCGGGAGUAGUGUGGCCUAUGUGACCGAUAUGACUUUAAAAACAGUUACUCCACUGGACCCGGGUUCUGAUUUGACCAGUGUAGGAGUCACAUUCGGCACCCUGGGAUGGAUGGCUCCGGAAUUAUGCGAUCCGCAGUCCGGGCAUCUGACCUAUGCCAUCGAUAUUUUUGCAUGUGGUCUGCUUGCCUACCACGUUCUAACCGGUGGUGGUCACCCAUACGACCAGUCAGAGCUGUCCGACUCAGAACAGACGAGCCUGAAGGUUCCUGAAAGUGGUUCGUCGGAAUCCGCUCGACAUAACCGUACUCCAGGUUCCGGGAAUAGUGGAAUCAAUCAUCCGGGCCCUGGGUCAGCCGAAAACAAUAACAAUCAGGCACCUUUUUGCUACUCGACCGCCACGCGUUUAAAUCGGCAUCAUGCGCGGCAGUUGGCGAUUGCGGAGAACCGCGUACCGAAUUUGAGUCGUCUCACCGAAUCCGACUGUUUGGUUGAUCCGUCAAAAGCCUUUCUCGGGCGAGAACUGAUUCAAAGCAUGCUAGCCCAUAAUCCGAAAGAUCGUCCAACUGCGGAAGAGGUGACGUACUAUCCAUUAUUUUGGCCCGCCAUAAAAACAAUGCGAUUUCUCUCGGAAUUAUCCGAUGUGUUAGACACGCGUGAAGAUGACAUUCAGUCAAAUGGCUCGUUAUUAUACAAUCAGGCGUUAUCGUUCGCGUCGAACAACUUGACUGCUCGUCAGUCAGCAAAUCGGUUUUCUAUGGAACGCCGUGCGCUGCUCGAAGAAAUGGAUGUUGGCGCCCCAUAUGUUUUCAACGAACAUUGGUUCUACCGUUUGGAACCAGAUCUGGUACUCGAUCUGCUGAAAACCCGGGGAUAUCAAGAUACUUCCCUGAUGGAUCUGCUCCGUGCGAUCCGCAACAAACACAACCACAUUUGGCACUUGCCGGAGCAUGUUCGCGUGUUGCUCGGUGGCACUCAAGAAGUGGUGGUGAGCGAUUGGUGGCGCACCGUUGCACCGACUGUGUCUUCUGUCCAAAUCUCGAAAAUGAAUGGACUGAUCAGUUCCGUGAUGGAUGGCAGUGUGAAAUCAGUUCCGUACAGUUUGCAGCUGUACUCACCCUAUUCAGUGCGGCGAGCCGACGUGUCCAAACCCUGGAAACGGGGCCUAGUUGUUCCUGCCACUACCACAGCCAACUCCUCCCCAUCAAGCACAGUGAACAUUCCGUUGAAUGAAUGUGUAUCGGAACCAACCGUGAACACUAAUACAGACGUGCCUCCAAUACAGAGCAUAAAUACUAAACAGCCGACACCUGACAAUUCGCUGACUCCAAAAAAUGAGGAAUUCACCGCCAAACAACCUCGGCGGCGUCCGAAUCAAGCUAAAAAAAUCCGACCACGUAAGAAAGAUGGUAAGGCGGCUCGCGAAAGAUUAGAGAUUGUUGCUCGAGCCGGUUGUGAAUUACCCAUAGCUGUACAAUUGUCAAACAAAAAUCCCAAUAAUAGUUGA